Amaranthus tricolor (Joseph's coat) is the source of this 2457-nucleotide messenger RNA. RefSeq names its product threonine--tRNA ligase, mitochondrial 1. Bases 122 to 2194 code for a protein of 690 amino acids. The record is from RefSeq and is a predicted model, not a curated record. Lineage: Eukaryota; Viridiplantae; Streptophyta; Magnoliopsida; Caryophyllales; Amaranthaceae. Gene Ontology annotation, cellular component: cytoplasm; mitochondrion; plasma membrane. The transcript is spliced from 20 exons. Gene Ontology annotation, molecular function: threonine-tRNA ligase activity; ATP binding. Gene Ontology annotation, biological process: cell adhesion; threonyl-tRNA aminoacylation.
CGUUAGCGUUAAUCCGAAGCACCACCAUUUCACUGUCCUUGCAAAGGUAAACCCCAACACAAAUUCCUCUCUUAAAACCUCCCAUUUUUCCUCUUGCAGCCGCAUUUUUUUAGGUCCUUCAAUGGCGGGGAACUCCGAGAAAGCUUCCAAUGGCGAGCUAGCCUCUACGCCUCCUCAUCUUAAAGACGAAGCUUACCUUUCCACUAUCAUCCCUAAGCGAAUCGCUCUGUUCGAAUCCAUCAAAAAUCAACAAACUCUUGAUCGUCUCUCAAUAUCCGGCGACCCCAUCAAGAUUACGUUGCCGGAUGGAAAGGUCAAGGAUGGAAUAAAGUGGAAAACUACUCCAUUCGAAAUUGCGGCGCAGAUUUCGAAGAGUUUAGCUUCAAAUGCGGUCAUUGCUAGGGUUGAUGAGGAUCUUUGGGAUAUGCAUAGGGCUCUUGAAGGUCAUUGUAAUUUGCAGUUGUAUACCUUUGAUAACGAUGAAGGUCGAGACACUUUUUGGCAUUCUAGUGCUCACAUUCUGGGUCAGUCUUUGGAGAUGGAGUAUGGAUGCAAGCUUUGCAUUGGUCCUUGUACUACUCGUGGAGAAGGUUUCUAUUAUGAUGCAUUUUAUGGAGAUUUGAGCUUGAAUGAGGACCACUUCAAAAAAAUUGAGGCAGGGGCGGCUAAAGCUGCUGCGGAGAAACAACCAUUUGAACGCAUUGAAGUGACAAGGCAACAAGCACUUGAGAUGUUUUCCGAUAAUAGAUUUAAGAUUGAAAUCAUCAAUGAUCUUCCUGAAGACAAAACAAUUACAGUAUAUAGAUGUGGCCCGUUGGUUGACCUUUGUCGUGGUCCUCAUAUACCCAAUACAUCCUUUGUAAAAGCUUUCUGCUGCUUAAAGGCCUCGUCUGCAUACUGGAGAGGUGACAAAAAUCGGGAAAGCUUGCAGAGGGUUUAUGGAAUUUCUUACCCAGAUUCAAAACGUUUGAAGGAAUAUCUUAAGAACCUUGAGGAAGCAAAAAAAUAUGACCACAGAUUAUUGGGUGUAAAACAAGAGCUAUUCUUUUGUCACCCCCUCAGUCCUGGAAGCUGGUUUUUUCUUCCUCUCGGUGCUCGCAUAUACAAUAAAUUGAUGGAUUUUAUUCGAAGUGAAUAUAGGAAUAGAGGCUACGAGGAGGUAAUCAGUCCAAAUAUUUACAAUAUGCAACUGUGGCAGACAUCUGGGCAUGCUGCAAACUAUAAGGAGAAUAUGUUUGUGUUUGAGAUUGAAAAGCAGGAGUUUGGUCUUAAACCAAUGAAUUGUCCAGGGCAUUGUUUGAUGUUUGAGCAUAGAGUUCGUUCCUACAGAGAACUUCCAAUGCGCUUUGCGGAUUUUGGAGUGCUGCACAGGAAUGAGGCUAGUGGAGCACUCACAGGACUCACUCGUGUAAGAAGAUUUCAGCAGGAUGAUGCUCAUAUCUUCUGCAGGGAAGGUCAAGUAAAAGAUGAAGUCAGGGCUGGACUUGAUUUUAUCAAUUACGUGUAUGGAAAAUUUGGCUUUAGCUUUGAGCUAAAGCUGUCUACGAGACCAGAGAAAUACCUUGGAGAAAUAGAGAUUUGGGACAAGGCUGAGGCUGCUCUUACAGAAGCAUUGAAUGAGUUUGGUAAACCAUGGCAGUUAAAUGAAGGAGAUGGUGCAUUUUACGGACCAAAGAUUGAUAUCAGUGUUUCUGAUGCCUUGAAGAGGAAAUUUCAAUGUGCAACAUUACAGUUGGAUUUUCAACUCCCCUUGCGAUUCAAUUUGUCUUACUCAGCAGAGGAUGAAGCUAAAAGGGAGCGACCUGUGAUUAUCCAUCGUGCCAUCCUUGGCUCUGUGGAACGUAUGUUUGCAAUUCUUUUGGAGCACUAUAAAGGAAAAUGGCCCUUUUGGCUUAGUCCACGUCAAGCAAUUGUAUGCACUGUCUCUGAAAAAUCUGCAGCUUAUGCUCAUGAGGUGUCUGAUCAGAUCCACAAAGCUGGUUAUUUUGUUGACAUAGAUACUAGUGAUAAAACAAUCAACAAGAAGGUAAGAGAAGCUCAGCUAUCACAGUACAACUAUAUACUAGUAGUUGGGGAGAAAGAUGCUGAAAAUCGAGUGGUAACCGUGAGGGUAAGAGACAAAAAUGAUCACAGCCCAAUGACUGUGGAGGCACUUCUUAAGCACUUUGAUGAAGAGGUGAAAGCUUUCCAUUAGUUUAUUAUACAUUAUUUGUUAUGUCAUCCAAUUGUUGUGUUUUUUAUAAGUUUGAACAAAUUUGCUCCCCAAUGACCGUGAAGGCACUUCAGCAAUAUGAUGAAAAACGUGAAAGUUUUUAUUAGUUCAUUAAAUUGCACACGUUUUGGUUGUAUGAACAAAUUGUUUUUUAGAAGUUUGAACAAAUUUGCUUUUCUUUUUACUGUUGCUAAUGUACUGUAAGUUUAUACCAAACUGAAAUUGGUACUAAUUUGCUUUUGGUA